Messenger RNA from Eurypyga helias (sunbittern), 1090 nucleotides. RefSeq names its product Yip1 domain family, member 3 (gene YIPF3). The annotation marks the transcript as partial. Lineage: Eukaryota; Metazoa; Chordata; Aves; Eurypygiformes; Eurypygidae. Gene Ontology annotation, cellular component: Golgi apparatus. The transcript has 7 exons. The record is from RefSeq and is a predicted model, not a curated record.
AGGCAAGCCUCCAGGGCCUUCAGCCUCUACGCCAACAUCGACAUCCUCCGGCCCUACUUCGACGUGGAGCCCAUCCAAGUGCGAACCAGGCUGCUGGAGUCCAUGAUUCCCGUGAAGAUGAUUAAUUUCCCACAGAAGAUUGCAGGCGAGCUGUAUGGACCCCUCAUGCUGGUUUUCACACUGGUGGCCAUCCUUUUGCAUGGGAUGAAGACCUCGGACACCAUCAUUAGGGAAGGCACACUGAUGGGCACAGCCAUUGGCACCUGCUUCGGUUACUGGUUGGGCGUCUCUGCUUUCAUCUACUUCCUGGCAUAUCUGUGCAACGCCCAAAUCACGAUGGUGCAGAUGCUGUCGCUGUUGGGCUACGGUCUUUUUGGACACUGCAUCACUCUCUUUGUCACCUAUAAUAUCCACUUCCACUCCCUUUUUUAUAUCUUCUGGUUGGGUGUUGGUGGACUCUCUACACUACGAAUGGUUGCUGUGUUGGUGUCGCGCACCGUGGGGCAUACCCAGCGGCUCAUCCUGUGCGGGACUCUCGCUGCUCUGCAUAUGCUUUUCCUCCUCUAUCUGCACUUUGCUUAUCACAAGGUGGUAGAAGGUAUCCUGGACACAUUGGAAGGACCCAACGUGCCACCCUUUCAGCGGGUUGCCAGAGACAUUCCAGUUGUUUCCAGUGCUGUAUUGAACACAACAGCCAAAGGCGUUGCAUUGACCCUGUAGUUUCACAGGCUUGGACUUGCUUCCUCCUCUACUUCUGGGGCUGCAUAGGGCCAUAAUAACCUGCUGCCUCUUAGGAACAGGACAGAACAGCAGGAAGAAGACUUGAUUUUGUUUUCCUGGACCUGUUUUCCUUCAGAUUGCCGUUUCGGGCUCCUGAGUGGACUGCACCUCUGACUCAGAAGAACUGUGCUCUUCCCCCAUGCAGGUCUGGGCUGUCUUGAGUAGAGUGGUUCUGACGCCUGCAUGUUUAGCUGGGAUUUCCCAGCGCAGUUUGUCCCUUACUCCUCUUUCCACUUGCUGAUGUAACCCCAGGGCUAUCUGCCCUGUUCCUGUCCUGAAGAGGGAAGAAUUAAAUUGAUGUUGGUGCUGA